AUAUAUAUUUUUUAACAUAUACUGCAUCAAUUCGUUAAUUAACGGGGGGGCUUGGAGAAAGAGCAGUAGACACUGUAGUAUAUUAAUUAGGAUUAAUGGCUGCCAUGGAUGGUUCCAAAAUCAAUCAAGCAACACUGGUUUUGUUGGUACUAGCACUUGUGGUUGGAACUUAUGGCCAAACAUGUCCCAACCAGCUAGCAAAUCUGAAUGUGUGUGCACCCUUUGUGGUUCCUGGCUCGACAGACUUGAUGCCGAACUCAGACUGCUGUGGAGCUCUUCAAUCCAUCGAUCGUGACUGCCUUUGCAGCACUAUCCAAGUCGCAACCCGUCUCCCUACCCAGUGCAACCUCCCUGUUACUUGCGGAAACUAAAUUAAAGUGAUCAAGGAGGAGGCAGGUGUUGAACAAGUUCACUCUUUCUUUUAAUGAGGUUUUAUGGUGUUUUAGAAUUAAGUUGUCGAGGAAAGUGUAUAAUGGCUGCAAGGUCAGCUUAUCAACUUUAAAUAAAAAAUACUUCAUGUUUUACCAUGUUUUUGUUUAGUC
Lactuca sativa (garden lettuce) is the source of this 542-nucleotide messenger RNA. Its product is annotated as stamen-specific protein FIL1. Lineage: Eukaryota; Viridiplantae; Streptophyta; Magnoliopsida; Asterales; Asteraceae. The record is from RefSeq and is a predicted model, not a curated record.